Zalophus californianus (California sea lion) is the source of this 777-nucleotide messenger RNA. RefSeq names its product tRNA wybutosine-synthesizing protein 3 homolog. Lineage: Eukaryota; Metazoa; Chordata; Mammalia; Carnivora; Otariidae. Gene Ontology annotation, cellular component: cytoplasm. Gene Ontology annotation, biological process: tRNA methylation. The record is from RefSeq and is a predicted model, not a curated record. Gene Ontology annotation, molecular function: tRNA methyltransferase activity.
AUGGAUCAUACCGCAGAGUUCAGGAGAUGGAAGGCGCAGUGUCUGAGCAAAGCGGACCUCAGCCGGAAGGGCAGUGUGGACGAGAACGUGGUAGAACUUGUGCAGCUCCUGAAUGGGCGAGAACCGUACUUCACCACCAGUUCCUGCGCUGGGCGCAUCAUCCUCCUAGACGGGGAUAUAAAUGGUUUUGAGGUUCAAAAGCAAAACCGUUGCUGGCUACUGGUUACACACAAACCUUGUGUAAAGGAUGAUGUGAUGGCAGCUCUGAAGAAAGCAAAUGGUGAUGCCAUUUUGAAAUUUGAACCAUUCGUUCUUCAUGUGCAGUGUCGACAGUUGCAGGAUGCACAGAUUCUGCAUUCAGUGGCAAUAGAUUCUGGUUUCAGGAACUCCGGCAUAACCGUGGGAAAGAGAGGAAAGACUAUGUUGGCUAUCCGGAGCACACAUGGCUUAGAAGUUCCAUUAAGCCAUAAGGGAAAACUGAUGGUGACUGAGGAAUAUAUUGACUUCCUGUUAAAGAUAGCAAAUCAAAAAAUGGAGGAAAACAAGAAGAGAAUUGAAAGGCUUUAUAACUGCCUACAGCAUGCUUUGGAAAAAGAAAACAUUACUAAUGCACGUCCCAAGAGAAAAUCAAAGACAAAAAAUAAAUCAUCGUAUACUCGUAAGAAGGAAAGAAACCCAGAAGAAGCACACAGCAAAUGUUUUACUGAAGAAAAUGUUAAAGAAUGUGAAAAUGAUGAUGCCCUAGGAAUCAGUGUUACUAUCUUCCCUGAAGAUUAA